This is a messenger RNA of Dichotomopilus funicola, 2313 nucleotides long. Its product is annotated as V-type proton ATPase catalytic subunit A. The transcript has 8 exons. The coding region runs from base 1 to 2313 and encodes 770 amino acids. Gene Ontology annotation, biological process: ATP metabolic process; proton transmembrane transport. Gene Ontology annotation, molecular function: proton-transporting ATPase activity, rotational mechanism; ATP binding; ATP hydrolysis activity. NCBI's taxonomy places the organism in Eukaryota, Fungi, Ascomycota, Sordariomycetes, Sordariales, Chaetomiaceae. The record is from RefSeq and is a predicted model, not a curated record. Gene Ontology annotation, cellular component: fungal-type vacuole membrane; proton-transporting V-type ATPase, V1 domain.
AUGCAGGUGGGACUCCGGCCGCGGUUGAGGCCACGGCCGUCACUGGUUGAGCUGUUGGUUCGAGCUGGAGCUGGACCUGGAGAGCGACAACCCCCUGAAGCCCCAGCAGACGUGCCCCCGCCGCCCGCAGGAGCAGGCACUGGAACAGGCGCUGCAUCAUCGCCUCCACUCUUGUUCCUCUCGGCGGGCACCGCCCCGGCAUCCGACCGGCAGCUCCUUGCCGUUCUGGAUCGAGCUGCAAGCGUCCCGCUUCCACCAUCGCCCGACAAACCAGCACGACCUCGAUCUCCACCAUCACUUCCAGCAGCACCACCGCCACUACCGCUUCUUCCCCCAUCCGUUCUACCAUCGCCGUUGCUGACCCUCACGACCCCCGACGACAACGACGACGACGACCCAGACGGCCGCCCCGCCACGACGACAACAAUUACGAUUACUGCUGACCCUGCACCAACCCCUCCUCGCGGUGCAAUUACUUCGUCGCCCGGCAUGGCCCCUUCGAAACCAGACAGUGGCGAUGAUGGCUUCCACACAGGCAAGAUCUACUCGGUCUCCGGGCCUGUGGUGGUUGCCGAGGAUAUGGCCGGUGUUGCCAUGUACGAGCUGGUGAAAGUAGGCCACGACCAACUGGUCGGCGAAGUUAUCCGGAUCAAUGGCGACCAAGCAACCAUCCAGGUGUACGAAGAAACAGCCGGUGUUACCGUUGGCGAUCCCGUAUUGCGCACUGGCAAACCUCUAUCCGUCGAGCUUGGCCCUGGUCUCCUGAACAACAUCUACGACGGUAUCCAACGGCCCCUCGAGAAGAUCUCGGACAUCUCCAAGAGCAUUUACAUUCCUCGCGGCAUCGUCGCCCCCGCCCUUGAUCGUGAGAAGAAAUGGGACUUCACUCCGACCCUCAAGGUUGGCGACCACAUCUCAGGCGGUGACGUAUGGGGUACCGUCUACGAGAACUCGUUCAUCUCGACCCACAAGAUCCUGCUGCCGCCCCGCGCCCGCGGUACCAUCACUCGCAUCGCCGACAAGGGCAGCUACACCGUCGAUGAGAAGAUCCUCGAGGUCGAGUUCGACGGCAAGAAGUCUGAGUACGGCAUGAUGCAGACCUGGCCUGUGCGCGUGCCGCGCCCUUCAACGGAGAAGCACUCGGCCAACCAGCCCUUCAUCGUCGGACAACGCGUGCUCGACGCCCUGUUCCCGUCCGUCCAGGGUGGCACUGUCGCUAUUCCUGGAGCUUUCGGCUGCGGCAAGACUGUCAUUUCGCAGUCUGUCUCCAAGUUCUCCAACAGUGAUGUGAUUGUCUACGUUGGGUGCGGCGAGCGUGGAAACGAGAUGGCCGAAGUCUUGAAGGAUUUCCCUGAACUCACCAUUGAUGUCGACGGCCGCAAAGAGCCCAUCAUGAAGCGCACUACCCUGAUUGCUAACACCUCCAACAUGCCCGUCGCUGCCCGUGAAGCCUCCAUUUAUACUGGAAUUACGGUAGCCGAAUAUUUCCGCGAUCAGGGUAUGGACGUCGCCAUGAUGGCCGACUCGUCGUCCCGCUGGGCCGAAGCCCUGAGAGAACUGUCGGGUCGUCUCGGUGAAAUGCCCGCUGAUCAGGGUUUCCCCGCCUACCUGGGCGCCAAGCUGGCCUCCUUCUACGAGCGCGCCGGUAAGGUCCAGACCCUCGGCAGCCCCGAACGCGAGGGUAGUGUCAGUAUCGUGGGUGCCGUGUCCCCGCCCGGUGGUGAUUUCUCCGACCCCGUCACAGCCUCCACACUCAGUAUCGUCCAGGUGUUCUGGGGUCUGGACAAGAAACUGGCCCAGCGCAAACACUUCCCUUCCAUCAACACCUCGCUCUCCUACAGCAAGUACACGACCAUCCUUGAUAAGUGGUAUGAGAAGGAGUACCCAGACUUCCCGCGUCUCCGCGAUCGCAUCCGCCAGCUGCUGUCCGACAGCGAGGAACUCGACCAGGUUGUGCAGCUCGUCGGCAAGUCGGCGCUGUCCGACCCGGACAAGAUCACGCUCGACAUGGCUACGCUGCUCAAGGAGGACUUCUUGCAGCAGAACGGUUACUCGGACUACGAUCAAUUCUGCCCGAUCUGGAAGACCGAGUGGAUGAUGAAGCUCAUGAUGGGGUUCCAUGACGAAUCGCAAAAGGCCAUCGCCCAGGGCUUGUCGUGGGCCAAGGUGCGCGAGGCUACCCAGGAGUUGCAGUCGCAGCUGCGCAGUCUUAAGUUUGAGGUGCCGAGCGAAGGAGAGGAGGUCAUUUGCAAGAAGUAUGAGGCAAUACAGCAGAGCAUGCUGGACAAGUUUGCGUCGGUUGUUGAUGAGUAA